AUGAUAUCCUCUUCUAAACUUUUUGAUAAUUUGAACUUUCUUAUAGUUAGCACUGAUCCAAAGGGUUUGUUGGAAGUAGAUGCUACAUCCAAACUGUUAACCGCUAAUGGGGGCGCGAAUAUCUUCACCUGUGAUGUAUCUCAAAUAUUGAAAUCAUCUACAACUGCAGACCUCCUGAAAUCUAAUCCUAGGCAAUGGUUUAUUAAUGAAUACGGGAGUAAAAACAUUCAUUUUAUAAUCAGUGAUACAAUUGAUUUUCCCUUCUAUGCAGUGACUGAAUUUGAGUUUCUAAUCCCAGUAGUGAAACCAGAAUGGAUCCCCACCUGUUUGGCAAGGAAAAGACACAUGAGAACCUCAUUGUUUUCACCCAAUAAACGCCAUAUUUUAAAAUCCUCCCAAAUAUACAUAUCUAGAGAUUCCAUUAAUGCAUCGGAGUACAUUUUCUAUUCAGAGCUGAUUCAAGCAUUAGGUGGUACUGUGAAUAAUUUACUUUGUAGUCGAACCACACAUUUAAUUACAAACAAUGAAAACGAUCCAAUAAUUACAUCAUUAGAGGAGCAAGUGAAAACAAGUACUAUGAAAUAUAUUUAUCCAACAUGGCUUAUUCAAAGUUUCAAGCAAUUAGAAUUAGCCUCAGAGUCUGAACAUAGUAUUCAUGCUUCGACUAAUUUGGAAGAUCAGUGGGAAAAUAUUUCAGAUUUGGAAUGGCGAAAUGAUCCAAAAGGGAAUGAAGCAUAUCUAAAGGGUUAUAAAUUCGUAAUUGGUAUGGAUCUAACUUUACAUAAGGAUUGCUAUGGAUUCUUAUUAGACUUUAUCAAGCAUAUGGGCGGGUCGAUAAUACAUCAUCUAGAUGGAGACGAUAUAAGUAAACUGGGGGCCAAUUGCUAUCUUGGCAAAUCUAACACUUCCAAAGAAUUUGAGAUUAUAUCUCAAACUAAUGCACAUAAAGGGAAUUUAAUUUGGAUGUUCCACAUGUGGUCCAUGUCUCAGUUUAUCGAGCCCAAAGAGAAUAUUAUUUUUGAACCAUUCCAACCUGUCAUAUUCAAACGCAAUGAAUUACGCCCGGCAUAUACGAAUUAUUUUGGUCGUCAAAGAUCAUAUAUUCAAAGGCUAGUGGAAUUACUAGGUGGUGUAAGUACUACGGAAUUUUCCAAAAGAAAUACACAUUUAAUCUCUAGGAGUAAUGUUGGUAAAAAAUUCAAGACCGCUAUGAAAUGGGGAGAAUCAUCUGUGAUUGUGGUGAAUCAUUUAUGGUUAGAAGAGUGCUAUAAACUGAAUAAAAAAUUGGAUCCUAAAACGAAUGAAUUUAGAGACUUCAACAUCGAUAGAGAAGAUAUAUUACUAACAAUUGGUCAAUUAUCAUAUAAGGAACUAUUGACAUCGGCAAAUCAGACUCAUAACGAUGAAUAUUUUUUCACUGCAAAUUCACAAACGACUACAAAAGAAAUUUAUAAUGAUGAUGAUAUUUCUCAACUAGUACAAGAAGGAUUGUCACAGGAUAAGAGCAGGGAAAAAGAGAAUGACUUGGUAGCAAUAGAAAACGCUCAGGAACAUAUCUCAGAGACCAGGAAUAUAAAUGAGAAUAUUAUUUCUCAAGAGGCGCUAAUGACUCAACCAAAAGAGAACAUUGACAAAGAAAGCCCUGAAAAUGAUUCUGAAAAGGAGAAAAGUGAAAACUCUAAGGAAUCCACAAAAGAUUCUGAUAGAUAUUCAUAUCUUUUUAAAGGUUUAUCACAAGAGGAGGAAACAGCCAACACUUCAAUUAUUUCACCCGUUUUACCUAUCAGUCUACAUUCUAGUGGCGGGAACAGAAGAGCCGCUAGAGCUAAAGCGGAAAAAAGGUUACAUAGCAGUAUUGAAUCAUUGAAUGAGUUCGAGAAGAAUUCCAAGAGGAAAAGGUUGGGAAAUUUCUUACCUGAGGAACUACAACAAUUAGAAACUUUAAAAAAGAUUGAAAAGGACGCCAAGGAAAUUUUGUCGAAGAUUGUGAUUGAUAAGAAAUUCUCGAUAGUUGGCACUUGUACAGGUUGCCAUGAAGAUAUCUCAAAACUGGAUUUAGAAAUAUUACGAUUGCUUGGAGUUAAGAUAUUAGACGAAAUUGAAGUUGGAAAUGGUCACAUGAAUUGUAUAAUUGCACCGAAAAAAAUGAGAACGGCGAAAUUUCUUAUGAGCUUAAGCUUUCAUCCUCUAAAAUAUGCGUUAUUACCUGACUUUAUCACUGAUGUGUUAAAAUUUGUUCAUAGAGGUGAAUCACCAAUGGAGUUAAUGAAUUUAGAUGAUUAUCGUAUUCCUGGCAUUGAUCAGGAACUGUUAGAUCGAACCAAAUCAACGAUGAGACUAUUUGAAAGAUUUGAAAUGUCUGACAUUAAUAUAUCCAGUGAGGUUGUCGGUGGUGUUGAGUUGAUUUCUUCAAUCUUAAAAUGUCAUGGCAUUAAAAAUUAUAAGAUUCUGAAAAAAAAUAAGUUUACAAAAGAGGAUAUUGUAAAGAAUAAUAAAUUGAAGGCGAAGUCGAAAUCAAAAAUACCAUCAUAUAUAAUGCUGGCGACGACAUCGGUCCAAACGAAACGAUUCAGAAAAUUAACAAAAGAAAUAGAUCCCGAAGAUGAGAAUGUUUUAGUUAUUGAUUGGGAGUGGUGUGUUCAAAGCAUAUUCACGUUAGAGGUAAAUUUUGACUCGAAUCAGGUGCUGUAUAAGGGUUUUUAG
This is a messenger RNA of Naumovozyma castellii, 2703 nucleotides long. RefSeq names its product Rtt107p (gene RTT107). The transcript has a single exon. The record is from RefSeq and is a predicted model, not a curated record. NCBI's taxonomy places the organism in Eukaryota, Fungi, Ascomycota, Saccharomycetes, Saccharomycetales, Saccharomycetaceae. The coding region runs from base 1 to 2703 and encodes 900 amino acids.